Hirsutella rhossiliensis is the source of this 585-nucleotide messenger RNA. RefSeq names its product acetyltransferase (GNAT) family domain-containing protein. The record is from RefSeq and is a predicted model, not a curated record. The transcript is spliced from 2 exons. Bases 1 to 585 code for a protein of 194 amino acids. Gene Ontology annotation, molecular function: acyltransferase activity, transferring groups other than amino-acyl groups. Lineage: Eukaryota; Fungi; Ascomycota; Sordariomycetes; Hypocreales; Ophiocordycipitaceae.
AUGGGCUCCCGCGCCAGCUUCGAACAGCCCCCCGUGGCCGACAAGCGCUCCUGGCUCCGUGACGGCUUCCUCCUCACCACCGACAAGUCCUUCCUCGACUCGGCCGUCGUCAACGAUGCCUUUGACUCGGACCUCAUGUGGUGGAACGACCCGCUCGAGCCAAAGCAGAUGCAAAAGAUGCUCGACAACUGCCUCACCCUGAGCAUCUACGCCGUCCCCGACUCGGCAGACGAGAUGAAGAGAAACGGGGGCCUCCCCCGCAACACAAAGGGUCCAAACUUCCGAAUGGUCGGCUUCGCCCGCAUCGUCACCGACUACGUCACCUUUGCCUACCUCACCGACGUCUUCGUUCUCGAAGAGUUUCAGCGCAAGGGCCUCGCCUCGUGGAUGAUGCGCGCCCUCAAGGAGCUCGUCGGCGAGUGGCCCAACCUGCGCGGCCUCAUCCUCAUGACCCACGACAAGGCCGCCGCCCGCAUGUACCAGCGCGAGCUCGGCGCCGUCGACUUUGACCAGGGGCCCUCGGCUGGGCUCGUCCUGCUCGAAAUGGGCGGUCGCGGCAAGAAGGACGUGCCGGCGGACCACUGA